CCCGAGAAUUUUGGCACCGUCGUCGAGGGAUCCAUCUACCGCAGCAAUUAUCCACAGGAGGACAACUUCCCCUAUCUGCAGUCUCUGGGCCUGAGAUCCAUCCUCACGCUGGUGACAACGGAGAGUCCUGCAUACGAUCAAUUCAUAGCAGAGAAUGGCAUCCAGCAAUUCCGAGUCCAUCUUCCCGCCAACAAGGACAAGAUCAAGGUGACCGACGAGGAUAUGGCCCGCGCCCUCGAGUUCGUCCUCGACCGCGAGAACCACCCUAUCUUAAUCCACUGCAACAAGGGCAAACACCGCACUGGCUGCGUUGUGGGCUGUUUCCGACGCGUCGUGGGAGCGACAACCAAGGAAGACAUCUUCCGGGAAUACCACAAGUACGCCGGUCGGAAGGCCCGGAUCUGGGACGAAGCCUUCAUUGAGAAGUACGACACGGCCUACUCCUUCUUCGCCGCCGUCGCCAACAAAUGGAUCGCUCCCCCGCGGCCCCCUUCGCCC
Messenger RNA from Westerdykella ornata, 498 nucleotides. Its product is annotated as protein-tyrosine phosphatase. Gene Ontology annotation, biological process: protein dephosphorylation. The annotation marks the transcript as partial. Gene Ontology annotation, molecular function: phosphatase activity; inositol diphosphate tetrakisphosphate diphosphatase activity. The record is from RefSeq and is a predicted model, not a curated record. The transcript has 2 exons. Gene Ontology annotation, cellular component: cytoplasm. NCBI's taxonomy places the organism in Eukaryota, Fungi, Ascomycota, Dothideomycetes, Pleosporales, Sporormiaceae.